UCCCGGGAGCUGGGGCCCGACACGCGUGUCUCAUCUCUCGGGAGAAACGGUCUCGUUCUUGGCCACUAACUUUGAUUGCAAGGCGACGCACCAGAGCAAUGUUUGCAGAAAGAUGGUGCCCUGAGUUUCCGACUGGAUACCAUGGACAUGCUCGCAGUAAAUCGAGAAAUGAUAUAUUUCAAGAAUACAGACUGCAGGCCAAGCCUCACCCUCCCGAGAAACUAUUAAAGCGACUUCGGGAAAGUCCUUUGAAGCACAACUUUUCCAAACAUGAUAGUCAGCUGGUGUUUUACGACGGUGCGACGUAUAUGGAGAACAACAAGGGGAAAUAUCGAACAAAAAGUGCUCUUGGAGGAAGCAGCGAGUUUAAGAAAGAUUUAAUUUCCUGGAUUCCAACUCAUUCUGAGGGUCAACAGGAGUGGCCAAUAAUAUCCACAUAUCAAGCAGAUUUCUGGCAUCAAAGAAACCCACAGUCGACAGCAGUGAUGAUUCCUCAGCUGCUGGUUCCUCGUGUUCGACAGCUGAUUACAAUCACCCACCCUGGGGUGGAAACAAUGCAAACAACAUACCGUCAGUUCUACAGCCACUGCCAGCCAAACCCUAACAUACAUACAAACAUUUACACUGGGAAAGUGCAGAGAAUGCCCAUGGAAAAGGAAGCAACGUUUGUCUAUGUGAAUCCAAGACCGAAGCUGGCAAAUGGCAGAUCAGGACCAGGAUCCUCACUAUCAGAGUGCUUCACUGUUGCUGACUGCCUUUCAUGGAAUGUCCCACAAAAACGUGGAGCAAGUGACUGAAAAAUCCAUGGGAUUUGCAAGUUAAUGCAAGAACAAAAACAACAGUGACCCCAGUGUUUUUAACAAGAAGUUGCUAAUUCAGAUAGAAAACACUUCAUUUGAGAAAAUCAGCAGACACUGGAAACCUGAGCAGCACACACAAAACGCUGGAGGAACUCCGCAGGCCAGUCAGCAUCUAUGGAAAAGAGAACAAUUGACAUUUCGGCCCAAAACAUCGAUUGUACUCUUUUCCUAGAUGCUGCCUGACCUGCGGAGCUCCUCCAGCAUUUUGUGUGUGUUACUUAAUUCUCCUUUAAUGUUUUACUUUACAAGUGAGUGGAAUAUUUCCCAGUAACCUUCUGGAUGUGAGAAAUAAAUUACAGGUGGUACUGACCUUUUGCUUACUUCAUUCAUAAUCAUUCAACAACAUUGGAUACUUCUAUUAUUCAGCUCUGGUUUACCCUAAUUUAGCACUGUUCGACCAUCAGACAAAGGGAGUACAAAGAGUGGUAGUUGUGGGCAGAAAAUUGUUACAGGUACACCAAAGGAAUUACUUGCAAUUAUGCAGUGAUUUUAAAGACAUCCCAGGUGCCAUAUAGGAAGUGUAAUCAAAGAGUUAAUGAAUGAAAUGCUCUCAAGGAAGCUCCCACAAGCAGCAAUAACCAGGUAAAUCUCUUCAGUUAUGUUGAUUGAGAGAUAAAUAUUAGCAAGACCACCAGUCUUGAUGAUGACCCUGCUGUUCUUUGAAAUAGCACCAGGAAGUCAUUGACAUCUGCCUGAAAGGGCAAAUGAUUUAUCAUUUCUCCUGACAUUGCAGAGUUCUCAGCCCAGCAUGAACAUGCCAGCUGGAUCUUUGUGCUCUGGAGGCGAAGGAUCUGAGUUUGAGAUUCAAGAUGCUGCUUGGGGAGAGCAGGAUAUGACUGUACAUCUGGCUCUGUUAGACUUGAAUGGCUCUUGUUUGCCUGCACAGGGUGCAUUAAAGAAAUGGGUUGCAUCUUGUAGACACUAAUCAAAAUUUAUAUUGAACAUUUUCAGUCAUAGGUUUUAGAGAAAUUGUAAGCCAGUUGCUAUUGCUUUCCUUGUAGAUAGCAGAAGUACGUGUGUCAAUAAGUAAUGGGUGAAAUUACUUUUUUUAAAGAAAUUACUGUUAACACAUGUGACUAGUGAGUUUGAGAACAGCCAUUUAAGUUGAAAUAUUUAAAGAAGGAUUUAUCAAAUUAAUUGAGAAAUUGCUGGGAUGGGGAUCUUUGAGCUGAUCAGUGCUGUUUCAGAGAGUAUUCAUCUUUAAGGACAGUUUGUUCAUAUGAAACUCACCUAUUGUGAUCAUCUCUAAUAUGGCACUCAGUACAUAGCGACUGAUUAUUGUCAAUAAUGUAUCACUGAAUGUAAAAUUUAAUUAUAUCAUCUUACUCAAGUGUAAGGAAAACAAAACAGAUUGAACACAUAGUGCUGUAGUUACUGAAUGACCAGUGUAGAUUAGUGUUUUGCAUGACAAUAUCUUUCGAGAGACAGAUUAUACUGAGAGAGAUAAACUAGAUCACUGUUUAGUAAACACGUACAACUUAGAGGCCACUCUAUCUAUCUGUCUAGGCAGCAGCCUUUCAUCGGUGUGAGAUAAACUACCACACAUUCAAGAAUAAAUGCCUUUGAAUAUCAGAUCCUCUUGUCCAUCAGAGUCUUUGUAGAAGAAUGACUGUGGCAUCUCUUUGCUUUCACUAAAGAUGUUUGUUUGUAGAUAGAAUGGAAGAGUUAAUCUGAUGCUGAAAUGAGGUAAUUGGCAUGUUCACAUGUGGUUACAUUUACAAAUUGGAAACAACCUUCACAAUCUUCAAACAGAAAUCUAUAAGCAGAGGAGCUGAACCUUUUGCCCUGUCGACUUUGAAUUCAGAUUUCUCUUUAUCCUGUCAGUGCAGAAAUAACAUUGUGAAAUUAUUUUGUUUGUUCUCUUAUAAAUUUCACACUGAUGAGUAGCACAUGGAUAAUAACAUCUGCACCAUUGUCAAAGCUCCCUCAUGAAUUCUUCAAAAUGCCCAAUUAAUGUAGCAAUUAAAGUGACAAUUGUAUGGUUGCAUGUUCUGAGUAUUGCUCUCUGCAUUUCCAACAUGCUCCCUCCUUGAACACACUGCACCUCUGACUGGAACUCGGAAUAUACAAACAAUGCUUUUUUGUGGCUACCAUCAGGAGGAUGGUCAUCAAUCUCUGCUAAAUACUGCAUUACAGCUGCUGAAUAUACUACUCCAAACAGCAUCUGCACUUAAUCUGUUUGCUCUUCAAGUAUGUCCUUCAGCUGUCAUAUAUUUCACUUUUUAAACACCGGCACAAUAAAGCAGUGAUAGAGAAUGUUAAAUAGCAACAUCUGGAUAGCAGAGGGGCUACUGGAAAAUUGCAAUGGAAAGAGAAAGAGGGAGGUGUACAAGAGUAAAUGCAGAAUUAGAUAUGGGCAUUGAAGAAUAGAUGGGAGUUAAUGAUGGGUACAGACAUUUAAUGUUUUCCAAUUGUGCGUACACUGGGAAACAGUGUGAUAAAUAGGAAAUUCUAGGAACUGUCUGCUCCAGUAGACUGGGCAGAUGAGAUCAAUGGUGAGACCCAAUGGCCAAGGAUGUUGUUCUACAAUGUUUCAUGGAGUGCAAAGGAUGUGACAGUCAUGGUCAUCCACUGCAACCAAGGAAGACCCCAGUCUGUGAUGACUACUCAUACCACCAGACACGGACUUCCGAGGUUGAGAGAGUGGAACAGCACUCUCCCACACUGGUCUCCCGUCAUUGUUGAAUAUUGUGGACAGCCAUCUAGGAACUGUAUGAUAGAAAGGGUAUGCCUUAAAAAUCUCAUAGUGUAGGUCAUAAAAAUGUUAAACAGUGAAAUAGAAAUAAGGAAGUAGAGGAAAACAUGAUAAAGAGUACAAUUGAGGAGCAAUAAAAUGGCAACACAAAUAGGGAUAAUCAGUUUCCUGAUAAGAAUCAACAUGAUAGAGUAAACUAUACCUCACAACUAGUUACCUCACUGAUACAUCAAUAAAUGAAAAAAGAACCCACAUCUAAGUCAAACAAUGUUCAGCCCCUCUUAAUAUGCCCUUGAGAUAUAUUUACCUGUGAAAGACUGCAUUGACCAUUUCUAAUCGUACUUAAGAAAUAGUAAUGGAAAAAUAGUGACAGGGCAUAAGUGGAGAUUGUUUUGACCACUUCAGAGACCAUUACAUUUCAGUGAUAACUUGCAGGACCAGAGUGAAAUUUGCCUACAGCAUGUUGUAAGUUCUCUUUUUAAAUAAGGUCAAGGAUUUAUAUAUAAUUAAAUGGUUUAAUGGAAUGAAACUGUGCUACUGUAAUUCUAAAAAUGGAUUUGUUGUGCUACUAUCUCAGAAUACUGUAAAUUGAAUAAUCCAAAGGAUGGAAUAAAUAAUUGAUUUUAAACAUUUAACACAGAAAAGAAAGGUGACAUCGCCAUGGCUGAGAACAUUUUAAAGAGACAGCAAGCCUGUGAUAGUCCCUCUUCACUUCUGGAUACUAGCUUGAUACACAAUGUUAAGUAAACAUAAAUAAAACAAUUUAA
Molecule: messenger RNA, 4322 nt
Organism: Hypanus sabinus (Atlantic stingray)
Lineage: Eukaryota; Metazoa; Chordata; Chondrichthyes; Myliobatiformes; Dasyatidae
Exons: 4
Coding region: 99-797 (232 amino acids)
Source: RefSeq, a predicted model, not a curated record